Darwinula stevensoni is the source of this 1664-nucleotide messenger RNA. The record is from the annotation of a GenBank genome assembly. Lineage: Eukaryota; Metazoa; Arthropoda; Ostracoda; Podocopida; Darwinulidae.
AUGAAGAUUUCUCUGGCGUUUAUACUGAUGGCAACCUACGGAGGAAGGUUGCCAGCCAGUGGUGCUGUCUAUGGAGGAAGGUUUCCAACCUAUGGUGGUACUUAUGGAGGGAGACUACCGUCCAAUGAUGCUUACUACGGAGGAAGGCUACCUUCCAGUGAUGCAUACUAUGGAGGAAAGCUUCCAUCCAGCGAUGCUACUCCUUUCCCAUAUCCUCCAUACGGUCGGGAAUAUACGCCCUACGAAGGCGAUGACCUCCCCAUCCCCAAGUACUACCCCAAGUACGGUAAGUACGUACCCAAGUACUUGAUGGAGAAGUACGGGGUAGAGAGCGACACCAAGAAGAUCGUGGAUUACAAGAAGAAGGUGGUGCCAGUGGUGACAUCUGACCCCGAGGCUCCUGAAGUGGACGUGAAUGUCAAAGUCCCUGACGUUUAUGGCUUCCAGGAGAAGAGGACGGACAUCAAGCUCAUCCCCACGUCCCACUACGUCCCAACCACCAGCCCUCUGGGAUACCCAGGCUACCCCAUCAGCCCCGAGUACUUCUACGGCUCCCCAUACAACACCGACUACAAAUACCGAUAUGGAGUCGGAUAUCCCUACAACUACAAAUCCUACGGGUACCCCUACAAGUUCAACCCAAGUGUGACGACGCACCCACUUCUCCGCUACAUCAGUGGAUACCCCUACACCAGGUACCCAGUUGACGUUCCUGAGAGCUACAAUUCCAUGCCUUACUUCUACAAGUACCUGUCCGAGAUGUACAAGUACGUGCCGAGCUUCGACAAGUACUUCCCAACGAUCUCCAAGUACUUCCCUGAGAUGUACAACAAGUACAGCCACAACCCGGAGUACUACAAGUACCUGCCUGAGGUUUUCCGCAACUUCCCUGAGACCUUCAAGACCUACAGCGACUUCUACAAGUACGUGCCGGAGACCUACAGCGACUUCUACAAGUACGUGCCGGAGGUGUUCAAGUACUACCCCGAGAUCUACAAGUACAUGCCAGAGGCUUACUACAAAUAUCACGGCCAGCCGGAAGUCCCUGAGGUCGUGUACAAAUACACCUACGACCUGAUGAAGCGAUACACCCCAGAGGUGUACGGCAAGUACAUCCCAGAAGUGUUCCGCACCUACUACCCCGAGAUCUACACCAAAUACACCCCGGAUGUCCUGAACACGUACAACCCGGAGAUGCAUACCGCUUUCCGCAACUACAUCACCUCCGUCCUGGAGCACCCUGAGAUCGAGGACACGAAGAAGGAUAUCCUGAGAUCUUACAUCUUCAGACACGUCUUCACCACCCCGUACCACUUCCUCCACGACACCAUCUACUCCCCGGAAUACGAGCUCGUGAGGUACCUGAACAAGGUUUACACACCCCUGAGCCCUGAGUACACCAAUGAGAUCUAAAGGGGAAGAAGGAGGAAAGAAAUCCAUCAUAUCUGCUGAAAACAUGAUUGUGUGAUCUCCAAAUUUUCUUCCAACCAAGAUUCCUGGGAAUUAGUUAUUUUCGGAGGGGGGCAUUUUGGCAUAUCAAGACGAGACGACCAGUGCAAUAGAAGAAAACUUCGUCCUCUUCUCCACUCAGCUCUCUCUUUUAGUCUUCCUUCUGUCUCGACUUCUGCCUUUCGUGCCGUGGAAUAAAGCAUCAGAAAACCCAA